AUGGAUCCAGCUAUCGCCGCCCAGCUUGUUGAAAAAGCCCGCAGCUACGGUCUUCAUUCUUGCGACUACUGCCAAGCAGUUUUUAUUGACCUCACCUCUCUGGCCCUGUCGAGUGGGGAAGCUGAUGAUCACGGAAGCCGGGAUGUUAAUGAGCUGCAAUCGGGAAUGUGGGACGGAUCCCUCUCUAGUGCGAUGAGGUUUUGUAAAUUUCAGUUCUCUCAAAACAUCAUCGCUGAGGCCCAAUUUAAAUGUCCCUUAUUCGAGAUAGAGUUGCCCGUUAACCAAGGAGAUUUGGAAUUGCGCUAUUUUACCGUCGGCUUUAACCCGAUCCAUUAUGAGAUAUCACUUGCGAAUAUAAGGCUCGACAUUAGGCUUCCGAAAGUUUCCAUCAAAGAUUUAAUGUCGUUGGUCCCAGAUCUAGGAACGACUGGAGUACCGAUUCAUCCUUGUAUCAGAUCUGACAAGACAUUUUCUCGUGCUCAAGAAUUGAUAACCAAAUGUUUGAGUGAGCAUGAGAAAUGCAAGAAGACCGGAUCAGCCCCAUCGCGUUUACUUGAUGUUACCUUUAGCAGGACAAGACUGGUCAACACAAAAUUCAUGAAAGAUCUAGUCUGGGUGGCCUUGUCGUACUGUUGGGGCGGUCCACAACAUUCCCAAACAACAUAUCUCAAUCUACAAGACCUUUAUCGUGAGAUUGUGUUAGAAGAUCUCCCGCUUACUCUCCGCGAUGCCGUUUAUGAGGAGACAGACAAUGCCGAUCAAAAGAGAGAAUCCGAUAAAGAUCAAGAACUUCGAAAGAUGGCUGGUAUCUUCAGUGGCACAGUCCUUAUUAUUGCUGCCUCUUGCGCAUCAUCAGCCGACGAGGAUUUUCUCCAAGAUCGUCAACAGUACGAACCAGCAAUCAGCAUCCCUGUAUGCGUCAAUGGGAUCUACGAUAUGGCCCAGUUAGUUUUACAACGUGAGGACAUCGACGAGUCGCUGGAAGUAGAGCCGAUCGAUGGUAGAGCGUGGACAUUUCAGGAGCAAUUGCUUUCAUCACGAAUGUUGAGCUUCACAAAACAAACUAUGCAAUGGCAUUGUCAGUUCUGGGACUGUAACAUCUCCCAGGAUGAAUUCCAUCUUCUUUCUAGUCCUGCUGACUACUUAGCUGCUUACGAUGAAGGUACUUGGGUAGAGCUAGUCCAGGAGUAUUGUCACCGUGAUUUGAGUAACUUGGAAGAUAGACCUAUUGCCAUUGCCGUGGUGGCCGAGACAUUUGCCACUAAUACACCCAAUGUCACAGCGUCGGACUUUGUAGCCGGCCUGUGGAAAAAUAACAUUCUGGAGGAAUUGCUGUGGUUCCCCAAUAGACAAGGUCCCAGGCGCGGUCCUUCUUGGUCUUGGACUUCAAUCCCAGAGAUGAUCGGUUAUUGUUGGGGAGUCGAGUUUGAGCCCACAGCUUCUUUAAUUGGUAUAGAUAUCGAUCUCGCGGAUCCCCAUUUCGUUUUCGGCGAUGUGAAAAGAGGCAGAAUGCGUCUCAGAGAAAUCAUCUCGCGCCACCACACUGAACGCAUGCUGCCACCGCGCCCCGAUUGGACGACGUUUGACGACAGUUGCCCGCGACUACAUGUAGACCGUCAUAAAACAUCCAUGGAAGUCUUUCUUCUGGAGUUGGGCAUUCAACAUGACCCGACGAGGCCGAACAAAAGUGUUGGUUUAGCGCUUCAAUCGACCAGAGAGAUGGAUCAGUUCGUGAGAAUCGGGAUAUAUACUGAAGAUGAUGAUAAACACUGUCGUGGCUAUUGUAUGGCUUGUCAAGAGAAUGGCCCAAAAGAAGAAAGAACAGUAGAAAUUAUGUAG
Fusarium venenatum is the source of this 1839-nucleotide messenger RNA. The record is from RefSeq and is a predicted model, not a curated record. NCBI's taxonomy places the organism in Eukaryota, Fungi, Ascomycota, Sordariomycetes, Hypocreales, Nectriaceae.